GGGAGGAGUUCUUCCUGGCGCGGAUGCCACCGUCGCCACGGCAACGCUGCUUUACUGGGCCCAACGGAUUACGGGCCUGGGGCUGCAGGCGGCCGCGUGGCCUCGUGGGCAGCGCUAGCAACAUGGACAGUCUGUACGUGGAGGAGGUGGCCGCUUCCCUGGUCAGGGAGUUUCUUAGCAGAAAGGGUUUGAGCAAGACAUUUGUGACCAUGGACCAGGAGCGCCCCCGCUGUGACCUCAGCAUCAACAGCAGAAACGACCUCCGCAAAGUUCUACAUCUGGAGUUUCUCUACAAGGAAAACAAGGCAAGAGAAAAACCUCUAAAAACAAACCUGGAGCUCAUUACCAGGUACUUUCUUGAUCAUGUUGGAAACACAGACAGCAGUGACAGUCAAGAAGCCCCAAUCCCUGCAAUCCCUGCUCCAAAGAAAAACAACAAAUUGCCCUUGAGACACUCAGAGACCACACUGGUGAAUAUAUACGACCUUUCAGAUGAAGACACGGGAAGACGAACAUCAUGGUCAGAAGCAGGCAAAGCCAGGCAUGAUAAUCUGGAUGUGGACAUACUUGGUAAUUUCAUGUCUUCCAAAAAUACCUCAUACAAAAGUAAGCCUGCGCACAUGGUCCUGGGUGACAGCCUCCCUUUGGUUCCUGCGUGGGAGAAGGUGGACCAGCUUCACUCGUCAGAGCCUGGCAUAGAUGUGAAGAGGACAGUGGAGAGGACAAGACUGAAGUCUGGCCUGAUUGUCCGAGGCAUGAUGGCUGGGCCCGUCGCCAGCUCCCCGCAGGACUCUUUCCGCAAACGCUCUCUGAGACGGUCCUCAUCUUUGAGCAGGAAGCUCCAAGCCCCAGAGGAGAGCCAGCAGCAGUCUGAGCCUUUUGUCCACACCCCAGCCUGUCUGGGUCCACAGGAGGUCCCUGCUUCCAGCAGUGACUCCAUCUCCAGGAGCCCUCUGGGUCAGCUGAAUGAACUGUCUAUAGAGAAGCCAAAUGCCACUUCUAGCAGCCAAGGGUUGUCCCUGAGGGACAGACCCAGGCUAAGAAGCAUUUCAGAGGACAGCCCACUGGGGUACAGCCACACAGAAAUCAACACACCUUUGAAGCUGUACUUGCCUGAUGGGAAUUCCAGGAUGCCCCAGGAACGGCUGGAAAGAGCAUUCAAGCGGCAGGGCGGCCAGCCCCCAUCUCUCAGAAAGAAUCAGUUGGCGUCUGACAGGACGGGUGAUAAACCAGAUGCCCUGCAGCUAGAGGACGUUGAGGAUGAACUGAUCAAGGAAGACAUUAUCUUGUGCCCACCUCCAUCCAUGCUCAAGCUUCAAACUGUGUCAAAACCAAUUGACCUCUCACUGGCUAAGGAGAUAAAGACCCUUCUGUUCGGCUCUACCUUUUGCUGCUUCAGUGAAGAAUGGAAACUUCAGAACUUUUCCUUCAAUGACAACGCCUCGUUAAAAUAUGGCAUUGUGCAGAACAAGGGUGGUCCUUGUGGAGUUCUGGCAGCUGUUCAGGGCUGUGUGCUUCAGAAACUCCUGUUUGAAGGAGAUACCAAAACCAACUCGAAUCUCCGGCUGCAGCCCUCAGAUGCCCAGAGGACUCACUGCCUUGCCCUGGCCAUUGCUGACAUCCUAUGGCGAGCUGGAGGCAAAGGGCAAGCCGUGGUGGCACUGGCUUCAGGAACACCGCACUUCAGUCCAACAGGGAAAUACAAAGCAGAUGGAGUCUUAGAAACACUCACACUGUAUAGUUUGACCAGCUCUGAGGACCUGGUGACUUUUCUCCAGCAGAGUGUUCAUCAGUUUGAAGCUGGACCCUACGGUUGCAUCCUGCUCACCUUGUCUGCCAUCCUGUCCAGGUCCCUGGAGCUUGUCCGCCAGGACUUCGAUGUCCCCACCAGCCAUCUCAUCGGAGCUCACGGAUACUGCACGCAGGAACUUGUCAAUCUUCUCCUGACCGGGAGAGCUGUGUCUAAUGUUUUCAAUGAUGUUGUGGAGCUGGACUCAGGCGAUGGGAACAUCACGCUCCUCCGAGGCAUCGAGGCACGCAGUGACAUCGGUUUCUUAUCUCUCUUUGAACACUACAAUGUGUGCCAGGUUGGCUGCUUCCUGAAGACACCAAGGUUCCCCAUCUGGGUGGUCUGCAGUGAGAGCCACUUCAGCAUCCUCUUCAGCCUACAGCCAGAGCUCUUGUGUGACUGGAGGUCUGAGCGGCUCUUUGACCUGUAUUACUAUGAUGGCUUGGCCAACCAGCAGGAGGAGAUACGGCUGACUGUUGAUACCACCAAGACCGCCUCAGAGGAUAGCUGCAGUGACCUUGUCCCUCCUCUUGAGCUCUGUAUCAGAACCAAGUGGAAAGGGGCAUCCGUGAAUUGGAAUGGCUCAGACCCCAUCUUGUGACCCUUGGAUACAUGGAGUUCUAUGGCUUCAACAUUCAUCACUGGGAUGACCCCUGGACCCCAGGUCUUAGGGUCAAAUCUCUUAAAGGUGUCACCCUGCCUGAGUCUGCAUGGCCACAGAGGCAUGCCAUGUCUUCCAGUGCCUUCCAUGAAGGGCCGUGGUCGGCUCCUGGGCACUGCAGAGGUUCCCUCCUGGCCCAGCUGUGACUGCCAAAGGACAGGAAGGAGGCUACCAGAGACUCUGGCCUUUCAUUUGCAUCCUUCCUGGAUAGCCCUCUCUCCAAGGGCUAUCACUAGUGUCACUGGCCUUGGGGACUCUGGAGUCUUGUUACUGCAGCUUCCAUAAAGCAAAGUCAAGCCUAUAA
Molecule: messenger RNA, 2754 nt
Organism: Arvicanthis niloticus (Nile rat)
Lineage: Eukaryota; Metazoa; Chordata; Mammalia; Rodentia; Muridae
Gene: Mindy4
Product: MINDY lysine 48 deubiquitinase 4
Biological process (GO): protein K48-linked deubiquitination
Molecular function (GO): cysteine-type deubiquitinase activity; K48-linked deubiquitinase activity
Source: RefSeq, a predicted model, not a curated record